AAUUCAGCCAUUCACAUUGACUUAUCCCAAACAAAGCACGCAGCAGCCAUCGCAUCCCUCAGCCAGACGACCCGUCGACCCCCUGAGCAGCAGGACGUCGCGCCAGCACCACCGCCGCAUCGCGCUCCUGUGAGCCGUCGCACCACUCCAUCUCGCGCUCGUUAGCCGCCGCACGGCCCGCACUGUGCAUCAAGCGCACGUUUGCGCCCACCUUUGCAUCGCGCUCCUCUGCGUCGCGUCACAAGCAGAUAUCCUUCAGCCACUGUUCGUCUGAAUCGCGUCACGCCUCUUCAUCCCAUCAGUGCAGUCCGCACCACUGCUGCACUCCUCUUUUAUCUUCAGUUCAACGACAUUCAGAGGUCUAUUUGGUUUUAUCAGUUCAGCCCAAUUACUCAUCACAGGUGAGGUGUAUAACCUGAGUUUGUGCUACAAUGUCUGCUUGUUUUCUUGUUGGUCUCAUUUUCAAGGGAAUCGAAGAAUCAUAGUCCAAUGAAGAUAAAAAAACCCAACGCUGGUGCACUUACCAAUUUUGAAGUACUUGACUUUCUCAAGGCAAGAGGUGCUUCAAAGGAUUCCUCAAGGGUUAUUGCUCCAAUAGCAUCUUCAGAAUAUAAGGUUUAUGAUUAUUUGGUGGAGACUCCUGCUUGCAGGCAAACGAGAGAGCAAAUCCAUGAAUUUUUGGAGAAGUGUAAGCCAUACAAACUUGCAAAAGCUGAGAUCCUCAAUAUCAUCAACAUUGUACCUCGUGAAUUAGUUGAAAUUGACCCGAUAAUAGAGCACUCUGAAAUGCGUUUGGGAGACCAGGUUGAAGAACUCCUAGACUUGGUAAGAGAGGUAUUUCCUCCUCCAGAUGAACCGACAUCAGAAGCAGAGAAGGAUAGAGAAGAAACUGAAAAUGAGGAGCAAAAUGAGGAUAUGAAUGAUACUUCAGCGGGAGAACACAUUGAUGGGGAUAGAAAAGAAAUCGUCGAUGGGGAACCAAGGGAGACAAGUUGAGGCCAAGUAUUCUGGAUUUUGCUUAAGAAUCCAGUGAAAUUCUUAACCUUUUUUUUUUUUUUUUUUUUUUUUCUUUUGGAAAAGGUUCUGAAAGUAAUUUAGAAUGCAUAUAUGGGUAAUGAACUUUGAUUCAUGGGUGGGACAGUUGAAUUAUAUUUAUGUUACAAGACAUUUUCCAAAACAAAUGUGAAAAUUGUAGUCUUUUUUCCUC
Molecule: messenger RNA, 1207 nt
Organism: Manihot esculenta (cassava)
Lineage: Eukaryota; Viridiplantae; Streptophyta; Magnoliopsida; Malpighiales; Euphorbiaceae
Product: DNA-directed RNA polymerase III subunit RPC9
Exons: 5
Coding region: 490-996 (168 amino acids)
Biological process (GO): transcription initiation at RNA polymerase III promoter
Cellular component (GO): RNA polymerase III complex
Molecular function (GO): nucleotide binding
Source: RefSeq, a predicted model, not a curated record